AUGCCUCACGUCGACAUCUUGUUCAACCAGUCGCAGAAGAGAAAUACCGAGCCAGCGCAAGUUAAAACGGCUAUAGAUAAUUUUGAAAAAUGUAUUGUCGAUGUGAGAAAUAAAAUUUAUGACAUAAUAAAUGAAGCCAAAAAUAUUUGCACUGAACCCCAAGGCAACAAAAGGAGACGACGUAAUAAUAGCAGUCACGAUCACCGAGUUGCCGCAUUAGAAGUAUGCGACAAUAUAGUGAAUUCUGCAUACCUUUUUACCCCGAACACUUUGGAGAAUACUGUGACAACCCUUUCUCGGACCUUUAUCAUCAACACUUUAGUACUAUUCCUGCGUGGACUUAAUAGGAAGGCCAUAAGGACCAUAGUGGGCCUCUUAACAGGUUCUUGGGUCUGGCAGAAGAGGCCAUAUGCCAUUUCUACAGAAAGCAUGAGGAAACCGCAGUGCAUCUCUUGA
Acanthoscelides obtectus is the source of this 456-nucleotide messenger RNA. Lineage: Eukaryota; Metazoa; Arthropoda; Insecta; Coleoptera; Chrysomelidae. The record is from the annotation of a GenBank genome assembly.